UACCACUUGUGUGAAAAAGCAUAGACAUUUUUCCACUUGGGUGAAAAAAAACCGGGAUAAUAUUUUCCCACGUGUGAAAAUCUGUAAAACUGUUUUCCUCACUUGUGCAAAAACUAUGAAAGUCUUUUCUCCAUUGUGGUAAAAGAUUUUCAGACUUUGUGAAAUGAAAACAAAUUCCUGGGAAAAACAAUUUCCUAUUCCCAGGUUAACUUUCAACUGCAAUGAACAUGUACUGUAUAUGAAGAUCCAGUGAGCUGGUGAGACAACAGCCUCUCCACUGUCCAUCAAAAAUUAUAGAACAAGUUUGGCAUGUUUUUGCCAAUAAAAACUCAAAAUUUUUUUAUCAACUCCACUAGAAUCAUUAUUAUUAAAUGUAAAGCUACAUGUAUACAUGUAUAUUGAAUUUGUCUGUUACAAUUUCACAUCGUUUCUAUUGAAGAUCAUACAAUGACUCCAUCGAAACGUAGUUCUUACUGUCAAAAAGUUGAUGAAACAGUGUGAUAGGAAUUAAUCAGCUCAAAAUUGGCAAGUAAUCAUCCAUCAGUGUGUGUUGCACCUUUCUUUCCCAAACAAUGUGAUACAAGAAGCCUGAGACGAUAAAAGUAGACACUGCUGCCAAGGGGAUUAUUAUCUUUUACAAGUGCGUAGAGCAUACAGGAAUCACCUCAAAUGAACAGCCAGAAAACCCAGUGUACAUGUAUGUUGAUACACGGUAAAUGUAAGUCUGAACAUCACACAAGAUAGAAACAAUCAUAUUCAACCAAAAUGGAUCCCUUUGCAGUGUUGUGGACGCUUCAUAAGGUUGUAGUGAAUCUUGCUGUUGUUGGAUUUUGUGGAAAUGUUUUGGUGUUCCUGACGAUAUUGAAAACCAAAGCGCUGCACAAUGUCACCAACUACAUGCUCCUCAAUCUGGCAAUAGCUGAUGCCUUUGUCGGAAUUCAAAGUACUCUGGGAGCAACAAUAAUGGAGACUCAUCGUAGGGGGAUAGGCACUUCUGGCUACUGCACUCCAGUAUUUAUCUACAAUUUCAAGCUCUUCUUCAUGUUUGUGUAUCUCAAGAAAAUUUCUUUUGCAAACUCUGUUUUUAGUUUGACUCUAGCAACUUUCGAACGUUACAUUGGCAUCAUUAAGCCUCUGCAUUACUCAACCUUCUUCACCAAGAGACGACUGAUCAUCAUGCUACUUUUUGUUUGGUUGGUUCCAUUUCUGACAGAGGCAUACACUCCAAUCUUCUACAUCCCAAUGUACAUACAAGAUAACUGUACGAUACCAUCAAUGGAGAACUAUCCCAUGGUGAUGACUUCUGGCAUCCUUCAUUUCAUCUUUUUCUUCAUAAUACCAUGCAUUUCACUAGCUUUCAUGUAUGUAAGGAUCCUAAUUAAUCUGAAGCAAGGUGCAAGGCAUCUUGAGAACCAAGGAAUCCAGGGCCCACCUCAAGAGUUGCUGCGAGCUCACAAGAAAGUCACCAAAUCUCUUCUGCUGGUGGUUGCAGCUUUCUUCAUCCUAAUGUUACCUGGUCAACUUCUGGAGAACAUCAUCCUUUACUCAAGCAUGUUUGACGAAUAUUACAUUUUUGCUGAAUUGCUUAGUCAAACCAUCUCCAUCCUGGAACUCUUGAAUUCUACUAUCAACCCAAUCCUGUAUGGCUUCAAGUACAGUCAACUACGCCGUGCCUGUGUAUCAAUGCUGUGUCCAUGUGCUCAUCACAGUAAACGUUCCAAUCAAGUUGUACACAGCCAGCAAGUGGCCUCUGUGACUACGUAAAUGUGGACAUGUACAGGUAAGUCAUUUAAAGACAUUCUAUGGUCACCUUAGUUUGCACAACAACCAACAACUUCAUCAGCAAGCCGGGCUUUCCUGGGUUUGCAUGUGAAUUGUUUGAUAAAAAUCUUCCUUCCUUUUGAAGGCAAAAAUGAACAGAAACAAAACUUACAAUCCAUUUUUGAAAGUGCUCAAAAUAGACAUUGACUUUUACAUAAAAGUCUGCUCAUUCAGAUUCGGAAUGAAUGAUACAUGUAGGAUGCUGGAGUUAUGACAAUAUUAUUAAAUGUAUUGGUAUUUUAAGUUCUGAUAAUGACAUUAUGGAUUUCUCAACUGAGCGUCCUAGGCACUAUAAGCUCCUAAGCCUUGAAGAAACUUGUACAUGCAGACAUGUGACAAUGAGAAGCAGUUACAG
Acanthaster planci (crown-of-thorns starfish) is the source of this 2176-nucleotide messenger RNA. Its product is annotated as trace amine-associated receptor 9-like. Gene Ontology annotation, molecular function: G protein-coupled receptor activity. Gene Ontology annotation, cellular component: membrane. The record is from RefSeq and is a predicted model, not a curated record. Gene Ontology annotation, biological process: G protein-coupled receptor signaling pathway. Lineage: Eukaryota; Metazoa; Echinodermata; Asteroidea; Valvatida; Acanthasteridae.